GGGCCAGAAGGGCCUCAGCGCGCUGAGGGGCAAGGGACACGGGCUGUGACGCACCCCGACUACGGGGGGUCACUCUGGCUAGGGGCCGCCAGCAGGCACCAAAGGCGCCAAGGGAAAAAGCCCUGCCCUGCUUACAGGGCGGGCGGGCUGGGGGUCCGGGAGAGCUCCGUUUCCCCCCUCGGGCGCGGAGGCGGGCACUCUCGCCCUCCUUACAGGGCGGUUGCCCCUCUCUCCGGGCAGCCACAGGAGCGCGAUGGCAAAAGGCCAACGCCAAGCAAAGCAAAGGACCUGGCCCUGCUUACAGGGAGGUCGCCCAGCGCCAAGCCGGCCGGCGCAGCCGGAAGCUGCCCGCCGGACUCUUAGGGAUCCCUGCCCCGGGUCAUGCCAGGGAGGGGCCUUUGCCCAGAGGGCCCUUCUCCCGCCCCCUCUUGAGCGCGAAGCCGACGCUCUUCUUCCUGGCUCUUGCCUCGCCGUCCCGCUCCACGGCUCCGCUUUCUUCUCGGAGGGCUCCUGCCAAGGCAGGAGGACGCAGCUCGGACUCAGAAGCUCCGAGUCCUUGCACCGAAGGAAAGCAGGACCCAGAGGCAGCUGCCCCGGCCACCACCCGCCCGCCCACUCGCAGGACCCCCACACCUCCACACCACCCCCCAACUUCAGCUGCUCUCACCGCGGCGUCUUCCCGCGUCGGCGCUGCCGUCCCUCCCUCGCGACGCCUCUUCCGCUCUCUUCUCCGACGGCUUCACGGCGACGCACGGCGCAGUCCCAGCCGCUGCGGGGAGCCGGGCCCUCUGGGCAAAGGCAGCUGGGCCUGGGAAGCAGCGGCCAAAGAGCCUGCCGCCCUGCUUACAGGGGGCUCCGGCUGCUGCCUGGAGCACAAAGCGCCCGGGACACCAGGGCACUGGCCCCGACUUACAGGGGGGCCCUGGGCCCAAAGGCCUGCGGAGGCUCCUUCUCUCCGCUUCGGGGGGCACCUGACCCGCUCCCCGCUAACGGGGCGGUCGCCCCGCACAGGCUGCCAGCUGAGGGAGCGCAAAGGCUCCCAGACCCGGACCCUGCUUACAGGCGGGUGCACACCCAGGGAGCCACGGAGCUCGGCCUUCCCCCGCAGCAUCAAGUACCUGGCUCAAGGGCCAGGCACUGGGGCUCGUGGCCUAAGGCCCUGAGCUGGGCCCCGAGGGCAGGGAGGGCACACGCCCAGCCCCACGCCUGUGAGAGGCCGGGGGACCCCGCGGGACACCCGCCUGAUUACAGGGGGUCCCUCCAACCGCCCGCCGAGCAGGGGGGACGCACAAAGCCCCACUUAGGGGGCCGCCCCCCCGAGGCCCGGCACUCCCAACAACGGCCUCGCGGCCUAAGGCCGCCGGGGACAGGGCCCCCAGCCCCGAGGACGGGGGGAGGCCCACGCUGGCACGUCGCCAGCAGGACGGGCAGCCCCGCGGCGCGGGUGGCGGUGCCCGCGCCGCCACUAACGGGCUUCGCUCCGUCCUCGGGAACAAGGGGCAAGCCCCUCAGCACGCUGAGGCCCUUCUGGCCCGUGCGCAGCCCGGGGGCGAGCCUGAGGCUCUCCUCUCCUGCUCGGCGGCGGGACCAGCUCGGCUCGCACCGACAAGACAAGCACCACGUCCCGGCAAGCUCUGUGCGCCGAGCCGUGGGGAGCCGGCCCUGCCGCCGAGCAGGACAGGAGAGCCUCGGGCUCGCCCCCGGGCUGCGCGCGGGCCAGAAGGGCCUCAGCGCGCUGAGGGGCAAGGGACACGGGCUGUGA
This is a messenger RNA of Pipra filicauda (Wire-tailed manakin), 1762 nucleotides long. RefSeq names its product translation initiation factor IF-2-like. The transcript has 2 exons. The record is from RefSeq and is a predicted model, not a curated record. The coding region runs from base 254 to 1762 and encodes 502 amino acids. Lineage: Eukaryota; Metazoa; Chordata; Aves; Passeriformes; Pipridae.